Molecule: messenger RNA, 552 nt
Organism: Exophiala aquamarina CBS 119918
Lineage: Eukaryota; Fungi; Ascomycota; Eurotiomycetes; Chaetothyriales; Herpotrichiellaceae
Product: arf/Sar family, other
Exons: 2
Coding region: 1-552 (183 amino acids)
Biological process (GO): protein transport
Cellular component (GO): lysosomal membrane
Molecular function (GO): GTPase activity; GTP binding
Source: RefSeq, a predicted model, not a curated record
AUGGCUGGAGUAUUUUCCUGGCUGUGGGACUGGCUCUUGUGGAUGUUCUGGGCCACUGAGAUGGAUGUGACCAUCGUCGGGCUGCAGAAUGCUGGCAAGACAAGUUUAGUGCGAGUGCUUGCGGGCAAUGAAUUCGCGAGCGACGCAUUGCCAACAGUGGCUUUCAAUAAGAAAGAGGUCAAAAAGGGCCAUGUGUCCCUCAAGUGCUGGGAUCUCGGAGGUCAACCGCGAUUUCGAACCAUGUGGGAACGUUAUUGCCGAGGAGUCAACGCGAUCGUCUUUGUGGUCGACGCAGCAGAUCGAGACGCGAUUCCCGUGGCCAAAGAGGAGCUACAUGCUCUUCUAUCAAAGGCAACACUUGAGGGCAUUCCAUUACUCGUCCUUGGUAACAAGUCGGACCUGCCCAUGAAAUUGUCUGUCGACGACCUGAUCGAUCAGCUCGACCUCAAAACCAUUGUGCAUCGCGAAAUCAGCUGCUAUGGAAUUAGUGCCAAGGAGGAAACGAACCUGGAAGCCGUGCUACAAUGGCUUGUUGCCAGGUCUGGGAAGUAA